CAGGCCGGGAGGGGCGCUCCCUGGCCGAGGGGGAUUGUGGGAGUUGUAGUCCGGCCGGCCGGGCGGGAGAACUCUUCUUCCCAGAAGCCUCCGGGGCGCCCCUUGGCAGGAGAAGAGGAGCAUGCCGGGAAUGGUGCCCUGGGCUUGGCCCUCCUCGCUGCACCGCCCGACCUCGUCAUGCCGCCCCAGCCCCGAGCCGGCUGCCUCUCCCAGCGGGACCCCCCUGCCCGGCCUCCUCCCCGGCGCGGAGCCGGGCCCGGACGCGCGGAGGAUUUUCGGCGAGAAGGGACGGACGAGGGCCCGCCGGCGGCGCCCGCGGGGGACGUGCCCCGCGGCCUCGGGCUGGCGGGAUUUCCGAGAGGGAUCUCCUUGGCGAAGCUUCCCGAGGGCAACUUUCCCCGGUGGUCGGAGCAGCGACGAGACUGGGAGAGGGCGAAGGGGAGAGAGAAGCCGUGCGGAGAGUGGCCGCAGGGCGGCCGGGAGGGCAGGCCCGCCCCCCAGCGCUUAGCGUUCGGGGGAACCGAGUCCUACAGGUGCCCCGAGUGCGGAGAAGACGUCCUUCGCCUUCCGGAUCUCAUCCGGCAUCAGGGCACCCACCCGGGAGAGAAACCCUACCGCUGCCCCGAGUGCGGGAAGGGCUUCCGGAGGGGCUCGGACCUGGUCAAACACCACCGCACUCACACGGGCGAGAAACCUUACCCGUGCCCGGAGUGCGGGCGCUGCUUCAGCCUGAGCUCCAACCUGAUCCAGCACCGCAGAAGCCACACGGGCCACAAGCCCCACAAGUGCCCCGACUGCGGGGAGGGCUUCGGCCGCAGCUCGGACCUGGUGAAGCACCGGCGGACCCACACCGGGGAGAAGCCCUACACCUGCGGGGAGUGCGGGAAGAACUUCAGCGUGAGCUCCAACCUGAUCCAGCACCAGAGGACCCACACCGGGGAGAAGCCCUACAAGUGCCCGGACUGCGGGAAGUCCUUCAGCCUGAGCUCCAACCUGAUCCAGCACCAGCGCUCGCACACCGGCGAGAAGCCCUAUAAGUGCAGCUGGUGUGGGGACAGUUUCGGCCGGAGCUCCUACCUCCUCAAACACCAGCGGUCCCACACCGGGGAGAGACCCUACACCUGCCCCGACUGCGGGAAGAGCUUCACCAACAGCUCCGACUGCCUCCGCCACCAGAGGACCCACAACGGGGAGAAGCCCUUCAAGUGCCCCGACUGCGGCCGGGGCUUCGGCGAGCACUCCCAGUUCACCGACCAUCGGCGCACGCACACCGGGGAGAAACCCUUCGGGUGCCCCGACUGCGGGAAGAGCUUCUUUCACAGCUCCAAGCUCGUCAAGCACCAGCGCUCUCACACGGGAGAGAAGCCCUACAAGUGCCCCGACUGCGGGAAGAGCUUCGUGGACGGCUCCAAUCUUCUCCGCCACCAGAGAACCCACGUCGGGGAGAGGCCCUACGCGUGCGGGGACUGUGGGAAGCGUUUCAGCCAGAGCUCCCACCUCCUGAUCCACCGGGCGGCCCACUCCGGGGAGAAGCCCUACGUCUGCCUGGACUGCGGCAAGGCCUUCGCUCGGAGCUCGAAUCUGAUCCAGCACCAGAGGACUCACCGGGGAGAGAGGCCCUAUAAGGGGCCCGAGUACAGGGAGGACUUCGGGCUCGGCUCGGACUUCGUUCGGGACCUGGGGAAACCCGCCGAGGCGGAAUUCCUUUAGCAGCCCCCCCCUCCCUUUCUCUUUCUCGUUCGUCGCCGUACAAAGCCACCGAGGUCUCUCGGGACGCCCCGGGUGUCCGUCUCGGGGCCGUGACGGGAGGCAGCGGAGCGGAGGGCGGGACCCGGUGGGGACCUCCCGCCUGAAAGGAAGAGGGGAAAGUAGGCCUCGAGGUUCUGGAGCAGGUGGGAGAGACCCGUCCGGAGGUCUCUGCUGACUGGUGGAGUUCUGGGGAGAGAGGGCACGGCUUCCUCGUACGUUUGUCGCGGGGUCAGGGCUGGGCUCAAAUUGGGGCGACUCCUGGGGCUAAGAAGCAGACGUCUGCAGCGGAAAGGGUGGUGCGGUGCAGAGUGCCAAAGGGCAGCCUCCUUUGCCCAUCGGUCAAUCGGUAUUUAUUUAUCGGGCACCUCCUGUGUGCAGAGCAUCCUCCUUAGCAGUUGGGAGAGUUCGGGAGGUGGGAGACACUCCAGCAGGAGCUUAGAGUCUUUUGGAGGAGACGGGCAAAUAGGAAGAAGUGCCCGGCGUGCAUAAAACGACAAUAUACAAAAAGUACCGUGAACGGUCGUUAGUGCACACGUGCCGAGAUGAGGCCGUGGCCCGGAGAGAAGGGAAGUAAACCGGGGUAGGCCCGGUGGAGGCGGGGUUUCAGAAGGGCUGUGGAGAUAGAUGGGAUCUGUCACGUGUGAGCGAGGAAGGUUGUCGUCGGCAGGACCCAUCGAGAAAGCGAGCCGGGGAGGAGCGGGGAGCGCGAGCUGGGGCGAAGCGGGAGAGCGGAUGGGGGAGGAUGGAGGCUCCCGUCAGGAAGAGCGGCCGAGCCUUGACCCUCGGCCUGCCAGCCUGAGAACAUUGGCAAAAAAAUUGUGCAGCCUGGUUCGCCGGCUCCCUCCCGGCCAGUGGUAUUCCCGCGGGGGCCCAGAGUGCAACGAGCAAGUAGUCGGGCCGGGGCGCGGCACAGUGCAGAGAGCGUGAGCGGGCUUCAUCCACGUUAGCCCGCUGCAGACAAAUAUAGGACCAGAACGGGGCGGGGGGGGGAGGGGGCGGGGGGGGUCUCCUGAUUCCCAGGGGAGUGCUCUGUCCACCUGACCAAGAGCAGAGCCGAGCGAAGAGAUAGGAGGGAGAGGGUGGAUGGAGUGCCUGGGACCAGUGGGGCCUGAGCGGGGAAGAAGGGAAACGGUUCUUAUUCAUUCAGUCGUAUUUAUUGAGCGCUUACUGUGUGCAGAGCACUCUACUAAGCGCUUGGAAAGUACAGUUCGGCAACAGAUAGAGACAAUCCCUACCCAACGACGGGCUCGCAGUCUAGAAGGGGGACCCAGCCUGACCUGCUCCUCUCCCUGCUGCCGGAGCCACCUCCGGGAUCCGAAGAAGGUGGUUGCCUAAGGAACAGAUUCGUUUUCAGCCGUUUUCCCGCUAUAUCCCACCCCCGCUCCACUCUCCACCCCUCAACCGGUCCAGGGAGCAGAGGAAGAUGAGGGACAAGGCUGCAACUGUGGGUUGGGAGCUCUAGGGCAGCCUCUCGGGAAAGGAUUCACCUUCCCCGAAAGAGCCACUCGGCAGCCCUCACUCCGAGUUCCUGGGGUGGUGGGAGUCACGGGGGAAGGGAAUGGGACCCGGCGACUUGCGUCCCACCCCGUUAGCCGGCUUGGUUGCUGGACACCUGGACUCCGAAUGGGGAGCGAGGGACGGGAGUACGUGCUCCGGUUCCCGUUACUGAUUCCAAAUAAAAACCACGUCGUGACUGUUUCCCUUCCAA
Molecule: messenger RNA, 3457 nt
Organism: Ornithorhynchus anatinus (platypus)
Lineage: Eukaryota; Metazoa; Chordata; Mammalia; Monotremata; Ornithorhynchidae
Product: zinc finger protein 501
Exons: 2
Coding region: 178-1710 (510 amino acids)
Biological process (GO): negative regulation of transcription by RNA polymerase II
Molecular function (GO): DNA-binding transcription repressor activity, RNA polymerase II-specific
Source: RefSeq, a predicted model, not a curated record